AUGGAUAGCAUUACAACCGUGACAACUCUCACUGCCUUUGUGGAGUUGCUCGUCACGCGGGCCGAUUGGACCGGCUUCGACAAUGUCAGCUCGACGUCCCGCCUCAGCAGCCAAAGCACUUCGACGGGCGCGUCAGUAGAUGGGCAUAGCAGCUCAGAGGGCGCUGGCAGUACUCCAGGAUGGAGGUUGAUCGUCAGCGCGACAAUUGGCACUGUCGCUGGCUUGGCUCUCCUUGUAGGAAUCUAUCUCGUCUUCCGUCGCAGCCGGAAACGGGCGAAGAGAGAACAGGAUGUUGUUUGGACCGGGAAACCGGAGUUACACGCCGAGAGCGUACCGAAUCCACCACACCCGCCCCAGGAGCUUGACGCUAGGCCCCGACCAGCCCAGGAACUUGUGGCUGAGGGUUCUGGACCGCGGCAGGAAGGAGGCCCGGAACAGUCCGAUGUCACUAGUGAAUGUCACCGGAUGGUAGAGAUGGCUGCAAAGGAGGUCCCUGCGCUGGAGAUGGACGUGAAAGGUGGGUAUUGUGAGAUGGAGGCCAGCUCAGCCCAGCACACGACUGACUCCAGCGCCAACUCCGCCAACAUGAAGUGGUCAACGCUCGUCCUGUCCCUCCUCCCCCUCGUCUCGGCUGCUCCCAAGCUCAAGGAGCAGCCGACCUUCGCGCAGCGCGUCAUCUUCACGCCCCCGGACAAUUACACGGAUCCGCGCGUGCUGUACGCCCGGACUGGCCAAUUCAAGGAUGGCACCCUGCUAGCGACAUGGGAGAACUACAGCCCCGAGCCUCCCGUAGUGUACUUCCCCAUCUACAGGUCCACCGACGGCGGCCUCAACUGGAAGGAGAUCUCGCGUGUCCAGGACACGGCGAACGGGCUGGGACUCCGCUAUCAGCCCUUCCUAUACGUCCUAGACCAACCCUUCGCCGGCUUCCCCAAGGACACCGUCCUACUCGCCGGCAGCUCCAUCCCGACGGACCUCUCCAGGACGCAGAUCGACCUCUACGCCUCCACGGACCGGGGCGUCACCUGGAAGUUCGUCUCGCACAUUGCCGCCGGCGGAGAGGCCCGGCCCAACAACGGCCUGACGCCCGUGUGGGAGCCGUUCCUCAUGCGGUACCAGAACACGCUCAUCUGCUACUACUCGGACCAGCGCGACAACGCCACGCACGGCCAGAAGAUGGUGCACCAGACCACGACCGACCUCCGGUCCUGGGGCCCCGUGAUCGACGACGUGGCCUACCCGACGUACGAGCAGCGCCCCGGAAUGCCCACCGUGGCCGAGCUGCCCAACAAGAAGUUCAUCAUGGCGUACGAGUACGGCGGCUCCCCCAUCACUUCCGGGUAUCAGUUCCCCGUGUACUACAAGGUCGUGUCCGACCCGGAGAAGUUCGGCCCCGCCACGGGCAUCUCGCUCAAGACGACCGACGGCUACGUCCCGACCGGCUCGCCGUACGUCGUCUGGAGCCCCGUCGGCGGCAAGAACGGCACCGUCAUCGUCAGCGCCCACAGCUCGGGCGACAUCUACAUCAACACGGGGCUGGCCGAGCCCGGCACGCCGUGGAAGCGGGUCCCGACACCGGAGAAGAACGCCUACACGCGCCACCUGCGCGUGCUCAACAACGACCCCAGCAAGUUGCUGAUCAUGGGCGCCGGCCAGCUGCCGCCGAGCACGACGAACAAGGUGCAGCUGAGCGUGAUGGACAUCAGCAAGCUGUAG
Messenger RNA from Chaetomium strumarium, 1716 nucleotides. RefSeq lists its product as uncharacterized. The record is from RefSeq and is a predicted model, not a curated record. Lineage: Eukaryota; Fungi; Ascomycota; Sordariomycetes; Sordariales; Chaetomiaceae. The transcript has 3 exons. Bases 1 to 1716 code for a protein of 571 amino acids.